Messenger RNA from Populus euphratica (Euphrates poplar), 1688 nucleotides. RefSeq lists its product as uncharacterized. NCBI's taxonomy places the organism in Eukaryota, Viridiplantae, Streptophyta, Magnoliopsida, Malpighiales, Salicaceae. Gene Ontology annotation, molecular function: metal ion binding. The record is from RefSeq and is a predicted model, not a curated record. The transcript has 3 exons. The coding region runs from base 277 to 1152 and encodes 291 amino acids.
UACAGUGCAGCAAGUGUAGAAACUUCUCUACUUGAUCCAUACUGCUUUAGUAUUAUAUAAUUAAUUCCGUACAAUCUAGCUAGUAAAAUUGUGAUUCUUUUGUUACUCUCCUUCACUGUCCACAUCGUUCAAGUUGUUCAAGCAUAAAAGCAGAACAAACAACCUUCUUUAAGAAGUUCUUCGCGCGCUCUCUCUCUCUCUCUCUCUCUUUCUCUCUCAAAAAUGCAGAUUCUCUAAACCACUAACUAGGUCAUACAAUCUUAUCAACAUCCAAGGAUGAAGAAAAUAGAUGUGUUCUGUGCGUCUCACGCUUCACCAGCCAUAUGCAUGAGCAUGGAUCAACCUUCUUCCUCCUCCACCACUCAACUUGGUGGCCGGACCCUUGAUCGCUACAACCCCAUCAUCAGAGACCAAAAAAGAACCCCAAGAACUCUCCCUUUAGCUCCUUGUACUUCUCAACCACCCCCGAUCAACCCCGUCCCCUACCAGCUACUUCACAAGAGCAAAAAAAGCACUUCAAAGAAUAAAGCCAGUGAUCAAAGUAGCAACAAGAAGUCGAACUCUACAAAAGCAAAACCAAAACCAAAACCAAAUGAUCAAAAGACCAAGAAAAUCUCAUUCAAGCCAACUGAUAUUGAUGAUGAUAAGAAGAGAACCACUUAUAUCAAUGCCCCAAAAGAUAUAGUUAGAAGGAGCUGGGCUAAGCCUGGUGAUUUUAUUACCCCUCCUGGCUCGUCUAGAUAUCUUUUGGGAGACACAGCAUUCUUUGAUGGCUUAGCCGAUUAUGAUCCGGUUUUAGCACAGCUUGCUCCUGUGGAAUCCAACAGGAAUACUCAAGCUUUAAGUAAAGACGAAUCUACUGCUUCAAAACCAUCUUCUUCUUCAUCAUCAUCUUCAAACCCGAAUCAGGUUGUGGUUUUGAGAGUGUCACUACACUGCAGAGGCUGCGAAGGAAAAGUGAGGAAACAUCUGUCCAGGAUGGAAGGUGUGACGUCUUUCAGCAUAGAUUUUGCAGCCAAGAAAGUCACAAUUGUUGGAGAUGUAACCCCAUUAGGUGUCCUGGCGAGUGUGUCAAAGAUAAAGAGCGCUCAGUUCUGGACGUCUACAGCCCCAGCCGCUGCCUCAAAUAACACAGAAGGGAGCAAGAAAUAAUAUACUCGCAAGGGUGUGUGAGCGAAAAUUGGCCAUCUAAGUGCGAUUAGAUGCUUAAUUUAGUGUUAAUGCAAGACUUAGCAUGAGUAACUGUACCCGAAUCUUUUUUUGCUUUGAAGUUAGUGAAUAUCAAAUGAGGAGGGGUCAUCUGGUUCACUUUUCAAGAUAUAUUCUCGGGCCUGAUUUGUUCCUGCAUGGUAAAAAAAAAAAUGGAGUUUUUAUGGCAAUAUUGGAAUAAACUAAAAAAACUUCUCAGCUAUGCUCACAAAUCACAGUCGUUGCCCUCAGUUUUUUUUUUUUUUUUUCCCUCAAAGUAAAGCAAGCACUGGCCCAUUUUUAGAUCCAGUUUCUAUUGCUUCCCGGUGACAUUUCUUCUUAUAAUUGCCACGUUGACAUCAAAAUUUUCAGAUGUCAGGGGCACAAGUAAUUUACAAAAGAAAACAUGCCGGAUGCUUCUUCAUUUGAAAAACUAUUAAUGGCAGGAGUAUAUGAUAUUAGUAAAUAACAAGGGGAUCCUUCUGACGUUUUCUCCUCUU